AUGUCCGCCUCAAACAAGGAGCGUGCUGAUGAUGAGGCUUUCUAUGUCGAGAGCUCACAAGAGGAAUCAAAACAUGUAGAUAAAAAUACGGGAGAUUCGUAUCAUGAGUGUUGCCCCGGAAAAGAUUCGCCCGUCAAUGAAAAAAAGCGACACUACAGUGAACCUCAACCCUCCACAGAAAGUGAUAAGCUAUUUGAUGUAUAUCCAAAUUGGUUGAAGGAUAAAAUGUUAGAUUCUACCAUAAAAGUGAAGGUGACUCCCAUGCUAUUGAUCAAUUGUGGGCUACCAAGCAGCAAGAAAACUACAGCAUUAAAGAAGCUCUUAAAAGCAGCUUUAGAUUUAAAAGAAGAAGACGGUAUUGGGUUUUGUGACAUGCUUGCUGCUCGAAAUUUGCUUCAGAAUAAGAUUGUGUUUAUGCCUCAACUACAAGAAAACAAAGGAUAUUCAUCAGUGAUGUAUGCAGGAGUAGAAGAUAUUGCUCGGUCAUCCACUGCCAAAAGAAUUGAGGUGAUUCGGGUGCUACCAUCAGGCAAAUUUUCUGGAUUCUCCAAUCAAGAUCUGAACAAUCACUUUACAACUAUUAUGGAAGACCUGCAUUAUCUUAAGAAGCGACAACAUGAAUUUACUGAAUGGGAUCAAAGUUAUACAAAUGGAUUAGCUCUCAUUAAUGUUUGGGAUCUUGGUCUUAACAAGAUACCAACUUACGUUCUCCCACAUCUUGCCGGUCAUCUCUACAAUAGUCAUGUUUGGAUGUUUCUUGAUCUGCUACGUGAUGUUGAUCAUCUUUAUGAAGUUCCUGAUAUUCCAGAGAAUCGAUACGACAAGUCACGUAAUGACAGGGAGCUCAUAAUGAGGUGGAGAUCACGUAUUCGUUAUUUUAUUCGUUUUGCUAAAUUUGCUUCAAUGAAAAAUGGAAACCGCAGAAAAAUUUGCAGCAUAAUUGCUAGCUACAAUGGAUUGACAAAUCUUGAAGGAAAAAUGAAAAAGUUAAAAGAUGUUGUUAAUACUGUUUCCAACGUGGCGAGUCCAAUAAAAGAUGGUCUGGAUGAUCAUGUUAAAAAGGUUCCGCUCUCUUUCAUGUUUCUUCGAAGUUUUUUUUAUGAGAAAGAUCAGCUUUACAUUAUGAAAGAUGAAUUACAAGAAUUAUCAAAAGAGCUCAAUAUGGAUGAUGAGAAGUUUCAAGAGUUUUGUCGUUUCUUCACUUCGUUUGGGAGCAUCAUUGAUGUCAGUUUGAUUGACCCCUCUUCUAAUUUAAUCAUCUUGCAGCCCAUUUCAUUUUUGAAUAAGCUAGAUAAGCUGUUCUAUUAUUCUUCUGGUGACUCAGUUGUUACUAGUCAUGGCUUUGUUAGUAAGGCUACAGCAGAAGCCAUUUUUAAUGAAAAGCCGGAUGAGAAUGCAGCCACUUUCAUGGCAUUUCUUGAAUCCUUACGUAUGGCUACCAAGAUUUUACCAGGUCAAGUUAGCAUUGAUCAACAGGGCUAUUAUAUUCCCAAUGUUUGCAAUCAUCUUCCCCUCCUGCAGUGCAGUCCUACUUCACUUCAUUUGGUCCAUGACAUGAAUAUUUCAUUGUCACAUUUCAAAGUCUCUUUCACUGCCAAUUUUUUGAGGUCAUAUCCCAAAGCUCAGCUGGAUGUAUCCAGGACCCCUCACAUUAAUGUGACACGGUUUUGUUUUCAUUCAGAUGAUCCACUUUUUGAGCUUGUUUAUCUUGGGGAUAUCAUUGAGUUUCGUUUUCCUGAUCUUGAUAAAGAGCUGUUGCUUGAAGUCUGUGAGAAUAUCGUUAAGAAUUGUCAUGAGAUAAUGAAUGAAAGUGAUAUAUUAUAUAACUUUGCAAUAAUGUGUGCUACAAACCAGCAUCAAGGUUCCUGUAAGCUUCACAUGGAACGCCAUGCUCUUCCUUUUAAAGAUGAUUGCGAAAGAUGUUCUGCUGCCAUGUCCAAUAAAGAUGUUGAAAGGAUUAAAAUAUUUAGCUCUAUAUUGACAAAGCAUGAAAUUUCUGAAAAGAAAAUACUUAAUGGAGAUUUCUUCUCAGCAGAAGAUGCUGCUAUUGUAUCAGAAAAAUUGACUGAGCUAUCAGCUGAAAGAGCCAAAGCUGUUUAUAGUGAAUUUAUGGGAACCAGCUCAGAUAAGGACUGGAGAGACUGGAAAGUCUUCAUGCAAAUGAUACUUACCUGGGAAGAAAAGAAUAAAGAUGCAAAAAGACAAUUUUUGUCAAAGCUUCAGUCAAUACCUUUUGCUGAUAAGUCAGAUGCUGAUAAAAUACAGCAAAUUGUUAACAGUCAAAUCAAAGGUUAUUACAAGCAAGCAUCAGAUAAUGUUUAGAAUGAAUAUUU
Molecule: messenger RNA, 2333 nt
Organism: Amphimedon queenslandica
Lineage: Eukaryota; Metazoa; Porifera; Demospongiae; Haplosclerida; Niphatidae
Exons: 7
Coding region: 1-2322 (773 amino acids)
Source: RefSeq, a predicted model, not a curated record